AUGGGCCGUGACAUAUCGUACAGAAAGGUCGUGUUGCAGAAUAAGGUUGGAUUCGCCUCUAUUCCUGAUCAGAUACGCGAGAAGAGCAUCGAAGAUGGAUUCAGAAUCAACGUUCUGGUUGUAGGGCGUCGGGGACUGGGGGCCAAGACACUCGUGAACUCGCUCUUUGGCUGUGCAUUGCUGAGUGGUGGACGAGGAGACGAGAUCCACACGGUUGAGAACGAGAUUGUUGAGAAUUCAGUCAAAUUACGUGUUGGAUUGAGCACAUAUCACAACAUGGAGGAUACGAGAGAGGUGAUUGACGUCAUAAACAGUCGAUAUGGGGAGUAUCUGCUUGAAGAACAGUUGAUAUUCGAGAGAGUGGUUGAUAGACGCAUUCACGUGGUGCUGUUUCUGAUUCCUGGUGAUGAAAACAAGAAGGCUGAUAUUGAUUUACUGAAUAAGUUGAGUCAGAUCACGAAUGUGAUUCCAAUUGUGGCCAAGGCAGACAGCUACACUGAAGAAGAGAUGGAGAAGCUGAAACGGAAGCUGGGGAAGGAGAUUGUGGUCGCAGACUGCUACUGCAAUAUCAUGGCCGUGACUGCCUCUGAAAAUGAGUACGAUUUCAAUGGAAUUCUGGCUAGGGGAAGAAAGUAUGGUUGGGGAUUCGUUCCAGUUGAAGAAGUGCACGAUUUCAGUGCACUACAGCGAAUGGUGGUUUACAACGAGCACGAGGAGCUCAGGCAGAAGAUCGAUCAGAAGUUCUAUCAGAAAUACAGGCAGGCGAAUGGGAAAGAAGGAGACAGGGAAGCAGUCUUUGGGCGACUGGUUGAUCAGAUGGAGCAGAUGGUUGGAAAGAAGUUUGAGGAAAAGAAGGCUGCAAUGAUAAAAGAGGAGAUUGAUAUUGAGAAAUUCAUAUCAGCAACAAAAUUAAACCAAUUCAAAUCAACAAUGAGUGAAAUAAAACAACAGUUUUAG
This is a messenger RNA of Enterospora canceri, 957 nucleotides long. NCBI's taxonomy places the organism in Eukaryota, Fungi, Microsporidia, Enterocytozoonidae. The record is from the annotation of a GenBank genome assembly.